This is a messenger RNA of Octopus sinensis (East Asian common octopus), 4814 nucleotides long. RefSeq names its product FAST kinase domain-containing protein 5, mitochondrial-like. NCBI's taxonomy places the organism in Eukaryota, Metazoa, Mollusca, Cephalopoda, Octopoda, Octopodidae. The record is from RefSeq and is a predicted model, not a curated record. The transcript has 7 exons. Bases 504 to 2720 code for a protein of 738 amino acids.
UUCGUUAAAAAAUAAGCAUUUUUGAAAAAGUUAUGAAGAAGCAGAGUCAGUAGGAUAGAGCAAAGCAAAUGAUAAAAUCCAUUGAUCAGCAAUAAUUUAUUGAAUUAUUUAUAUUGAAUAACUGGCUCUGAUACUUUUUGCUGUCAAAUUUCAAGUCUAAAUUUCUGAGAGGCUGGUUUGUCCUCUAUGUGGUCUAUCAACUUACUAAAUAUAACAACCAAAUUUCCUUCCAAUUACAUCCUUAAAAAGUAAGGCCCCAUUCUAUAAUAUGGUCCUAGGAUGCACCAUGUCUGAAAUAAGAUAGGAACGUCACAGUUGGAAUACCUUUCAUCAAGACUGACCUGAGAUUAAACAUCAAGCUAUUUGGGUGUUGUAGUAUUUCCUCUUGGAUUUGAAACUGUGCUGUACCUUCAGUUUGUAAAGAUAUUGUUUUUAGGUGUAGAUGUCACUUGCAGUUAAGAAGUUUGCUUCUAACUACAUGGUUUCAGGUUCAGUCCCACUGCAUGACACCUUGGAUACUUAUCUCAAAGAACAUGAUACUUCUAAAAACUAUUUGCCAAAAAUGUUCCAAAAGAGUUUCCUUGCAAUUCCUUGGCCUUCUUUACAAAUCAUCGUCUGUUUCUACUUUGUGUUUCAAAGAAUUUCAGAACCAACUAAAGAAAUCCGUUGGCUUUCAAAUAUCUUCCCUCCAUCAGUACUUACCAUUUUAUCAGAAUCAAAACAAUUUGGUCCAAGGAAAAAAUCAAAAAGUUCAGUUCUUGAAAAAAAGUUAUUCUUCCCUCCAAGAAGAUAAAUAUACCCCAGUUUUUCAACGUCAAGAAACUGAAAAUGAGCAUUUUUAUAAUUAUUUAUCUCAUAAUCAAGAAUAUCAGUCAUUCUUUUUACCUCGAGUAUAUAUCAAACAUUGUAGUCAAAACCAAGCUACAGACUUGAACGAUUUUCUUCAUAACUUUCAGACAUAUUCUCCAACACAGAUCCUUGAUAAAUUCCACGAUUUAUCAAAAUUCUCAGCAGAAAAGCGUCAUAAGUUAUUCACAAAUGAAAUAUUUCUUGAAAUUUGUCGACUUCUGAUUGACCAACUGCCAAAAUGGAAUACUGAGCAAUUAUUUCACUACAUGAACAUUAUAAUUCAUUUGGAAUUCCGGUCCAGCUCAACAAAGCAACAACAAAAGAUUGGUGUCCAAAUGGCUAAAGUCAUUGAUGACCAAUGUGUGUUACGCUCAAAAGAUUUUACUUUAAAGCAAUUUUUUCAAGCAAAUGAUUUCUUUUUUUUACUCUAUUAUUAUAGAGCAUGUAAGUUCAAACAUACAUUUUUUGGAAUUAUUGAAGACCGGUUAUUAAAUAAGCAUGAAAUAGUUCUUAGUUUGUUCUAUGCCAAUCUUGCCCGCAAAAUGCCUCUGGAAAUUACUGUUCAAAUACUUCAAUGUCUACCUUCAAUUUCAGAAAGUCUCUCUAUUGAAGAAACUGCAAUUAUUUGUCUCGGAUUUUUCAAAACCAAAAAACAAAUACGUAACUCAGAUUUUCUUGAAGCCUCUGCAAAAAAGCUUAAUGAAAGUCUUGCGCAAGCUGAUUCAUUAACUGUAGCUUCAAUAUUUAAAGGUUUCCAAAUAUCUUGUUCAAAGGCUGUAGAUAGAACUAUGUUGCCAUUAUUCAAUGAGCUGGAUGCCCUGAUAAAUCCCAUCUCUAAACACCUCCAUCAAUACACUUACUCAACAUUCAUGCACAUCAUACUUUUUUUCCAUAACAUUCAUUUUGUCAGUGAUGAAUUUUUAGCAAAUGUAAAAAAUCGACUUAAUUUUGAAGAGUUUUUCAAGUACAGAUUGAAAGAUAUCACAAAAAUCUGCUUUUCUGUAGCCAAUCUUGAACCAGUUUUAGGACCAGUUCCUGAGUUUUGGGAUAAGAUACUACAGGAACUGGAGUCUGGAAAGCGAAAGAAUGAAAUUUUACAACACCCUCAAUGUUUGUUAAAUAUUUUAGUUGCCAUGACAUUUCUAGAUCUUUACCCCUUCCAACUCAUUGACUUCAUCUUCCAACCUAAAAUGCUGGAACAAAUCCAUGAUUUAAGAAAAACACAAAGACUUGACUUACGCCGUGAACUGUUUCAUUUAAGUGAAAGUGUCAAACUAGAACGGCCCAACUAUACAGGACCGCUUCUGCCAGACAAUUUUCUCAGCACUUUAUCAAGGAAUCAUGAGGUGUUUUGUAAACUGCCUGAUCUGAAAUCUCCAGAUUUGUCACACCGAGAAAGUCUACUUUUAAAGUUUCUUAGACAACUUGAUACUCUAAUUAAUGAUAACGAGAAGUACCAAAUCGUUUGCUUCUUGCCUCAUUUUCAAACUGCAGACAUAGAGAUGCAGAUUGGUCAUGAUGGCAAACUUCUACCUCUCAAUCAGAGGGUUUUAAAUGGUUUUAACUCCGUUAAUAAAAAUAAUGACCGAAAUAAAACCACAACAGCUCUGAACAGCCUCCUUCUGCAGAUGGUUGGGUCUUCUUCUUCUGUUCAAAGAGUGGCUCUCUUAGUGUUGGGCCCAAAUGCCUUUUGUCGGUUUCACAGUAACAACGAAGUAUCCUAUGUUCUGACAGGCCUUCACAAAGCUAGAAUUCGCCAGUUGAAGAAAAAAGGUUUCAAAGUUAUUGAGGUUCCCUUCUUUGAAAUCUGUGAAGGCAAAGAUAAAGUGUAUAGGAAACUAACAACAGCAUUUUCAGAACUGACUCACUAAAUACCAAGAAAUAGGUUCUACAAACUUUCUUUCACCUGGAAAGAGCCCCCUCAAAAAAAAUCUGUUUCUUUGAACAUUGUAAGUUAAAAUUCCUAAUCUGUUUACAAUUCAGUGAUUGGGUGAGUAGCCAGUCAUUAAACAUUUGUUUUCCACCAAACUGGAAAUAAUUCUUCAUUAAAAACAAUUCCAAGGUUAUGUAACAUGUAAUGAAAAAAAAUGUGGUAACUGUUUUCUAAAUUUUAUUUAACCCAAUUGUUACAGUUCAGAAUAUUAUAUUGUUAUAUGUGUUAUUUACUUCUAAUUACAAGUAUGGAAACCCACACUUAUACACAUUUAAUGGUAGUAACAUUACAUUAAUUAUAAAUUAAAGUGGACUGAAGACAUAGCUUUGGAAAUAUCCCUGCAUCUGUUUGGGAAAAUGUGAGAGUUAGAGUGGCUAAGAUGGACAAAGCUUGUUUUGCGAUCACUUAGUUGUAGGUUCUAUUUCACCAUACAGAUCCUUAGACAAAUAUCUUUCACUCCAGCCUUGGAUCAGGCCAAUCUUUGUGGUUGAAGUUGUACAUAAACCUGUCAGAUGGACUAUUCUUGAGUGAUAGUCUUGUUUAACACUGUCCAAUGCAUCUAUUUUUUACUACAAAUUUACAGUGUAAUUGCAUUUUUUUUGUAUUCAGUAACUGAUAGAUUUCUAACUAUUAUAAGUUUGAUUGUUAUCAUCUCAAAAUUUUAUUGUUUGUGUAGUAAGCUGCAAAAUUCUUACAUUCUCUCAAUUUCCUGUAAUUCAGACCACCUGAUGGUCCAAGCAGAUAAAAUGGAAAAAGUGUUGCCUCAGAGGAUGGCUAGGGUGAUGUGCUGGAAUAGCCACUCUGACUCACAGGACUCACAAUUGCGGAUAGCAAUCAACAGGGAUGUGGUGCAGGGGCUAAGGAUGCUGGAAGUCUCCAUUGUCACAGGAUUGUCUAUAAACCUGUCAGCAACCAGUACUGUAAUAGUUUGCUUUUCUUAAUAUGACAAGCAGCAGAGCCUGGACUGGUAGCUGAACACACUAAGUUGCUGCUGGAGAAGGUGUCACAGCAUGUGACAUCCCAGAUGAGGGACCUACCACCAUGGAAUGGGAAAAACUGUCAUACACUCAGGCUUUCUACUAUCCCCUUGACCUCCCCCCACCAGCUAGUGCUGGGAAGGAUAGCCUUUAUGAUAUCACCACCAGGUUCGCAGUCCUCUGCAGAAGCAUUGUACAGACAUAGUUGUUCCCAGUGUCAUCUCCAUACUGGGCCAUAAGGAAAAACCUUCUUGUUGAAACAGUGAGUACCCAAAGACUUCAUGCCAACUGCUGCUACCCAUCGGUGAGGUCCAUAGUACAGUGCAUAUACAGGAUCACCAGUGUUGUACUGUUUGGUUACCUUGGCAACACCUCCUGAGUCUGUUGUCAUCUCUUCCUUUGGUGAUACCUUUGAUUGCUUGCCCUGAGCUAUGUGUGCAAGAGAGGGCAGCAGAGAGUGAAUCCUAGUCUGAAUCUGCUGGGACAUCAAGAGUUUGCUUGGAGAGAGUCCACAGGAUGUCCGCGUUCUCUGGUACUGCAUCAAAAACUCUUGAAGAACUUGUUUUGGGAGCACAGAAAACUUUUCUCAGUACUUGCUUGAAUGCACCAAAUGUUCUGUUGCUCCAUUAAUAGUUAGAUGGUAUGGUGUACCUGUCAGGUGUGUGAUCCCACAUUCUUUGCACCAAUUCUGAAAUUCUUCAGAAAGGGAAGUUGAUGCAUUAUCUGUGACCAGUGUGUGAGGAUAUCCGAAGUUAGCGAAGUCCUCUUCCAGCUGAUCUAGACAGCUUUAUUGUUAAUAGUACAUAUGAAUCUCUGUCGAAGAGCUUCAUCUUGAGGGUCAGUGAUAGAAGGAAAGUCACAAGUAGCAGUGAUAAAUGAAGGGAAACAGACAACCUGAUAUCCUCCCCACCUUCACUCCUUCUUUCUCCCUUAGUCAAUCACAGCAUGCAAUCUGUCCAUAUAUGCAUUGGGGUGGAGGGAUGAAUAACCGAGAUAGGGGAUGGAAUGAUGGUCAGAAUUUGAUAAGUUCAGAUCUUAAGGUUCGUUUAUUCAUU